AUGUUUUCGACAACGCUAUCGACUAUCGCAUCGGCUCAGGACCCCAUGAUUGGGUCCGUGACAUCAAUAUCGGUUCCUAUCCUGCAGGAAACCGCGCUGUCGACCAUUAUUGGGGCCAUACCUCAAAUAUCACCCCUCGUCCUAUUAUCUCCCCUCGUCUCGCUCGCCAGCUUCGUCUUCAUGCUCCCCAGUACCAGGGAGUUCACGGCGUCUGGCUCGAUCGGUUUACAGGGCACGCAGAACGCGUACGCGACCCAAGGACUCGGUCCCGCGUCUAAGCGAUACCAAAAUAGGAAAUUACCCGUCCCUUUUGGGACAUAG
Molecule: messenger RNA, 321 nt
Organism: Punctularia strigosozonata HHB-11173 SS5
Lineage: Eukaryota; Fungi; Basidiomycota; Agaricomycetes; Corticiales; Punctulariaceae
Exons: 1
Coding region: 1-321 (106 amino acids)
Source: RefSeq, a predicted model, not a curated record